Molecule: messenger RNA, 2830 nt
Organism: Aethina tumida (small hive beetle)
Lineage: Eukaryota; Metazoa; Arthropoda; Insecta; Coleoptera; Nitidulidae
Product: probable 2-oxoglutarate dehydrogenase E1 component DHKTD1 homolog, mitochondrial
Exons: 16
Coding region: 28-2802 (924 amino acids)
Biological process (GO): tricarboxylic acid cycle
Molecular function (GO): oxoglutarate dehydrogenase (succinyl-transferring) activity; thiamine pyrophosphate binding
Source: RefSeq, a predicted model, not a curated record
UUUGUAACAGUGAACGGCGCAACAAAUAUGUACUUAAAUGUGUGUGAAAAGUGUUUCAGGAAAACGCAACGUUUAACGAAAACGGUGCGAAGUGUCGUCCUCAGGAAUUACCACAGUGAAAAUUCGUUCGGUUUCAAGAGCAAGGUCGACAGUGUGUACAAUGUUACCGAUGAAGUCCUGGACAGCAGAUGCAAACAAAGCAAUUUUUAUAGACUCGUUACGGCGUAUAGAGAACACGCUCAUAAAUGUGCUGACGUUAAUCCCGUAUCGUUAGCCAAAAGUGUAAGUGCCGUUCCUGAAUUAGAGCUACGCCGAUACGGACUGAGCGGGAGCGAACGGGUGAAAUUCGAUCACAUUUUAAACAUCAAUAAGCCGGAGGGUCAGAUAAGCGAUGCGGUGGAAUUCCUGAACGAAGUCUACGGCAGUCAUAUAUCAGCCGAAUUUUUGUAUCUGGAGAGCGAGGAGGAGCGCGAAUGGUUCGCCCAACGGAUGGAGCAACUGCCCGCCGAGGAACUGGCCAAAGAGACAAAACUAAACAUCGCCACGAAUUUAUUGCUGUCGCAGAACUUCGACAACUUCCUGGCUAAAAAGUUUACGGGACUGAAGAGGUACGGUGGCGAAGGGGCCGAGAGCAUGAUGGCCUUCUUCCACGAGACGUUCCGGCUCGCGGCCGCAGAUGGUGUGGAACAAAUAGUAUUAGGGAUGCCGCAUCGGGGGAAGCUUAACGUAUUGACGUGCCUAUUGAAUUUUCCUCCCGUGCGGAUGUUCAGCAAGAUUAAAGGCAAUCCGGAUUUUCCGACGAAAUAUCAGGCAACUGGUGACGUACUAAGCCAUUUAAUAUCGUCGACGGAUUUACAAUUUGAUGGGAAAUCGGUGCACGUGUCCCUCCUUUAUUGCCCAUCGCAUCUGGAGAUAGUCAACCCAAUUUCGAUGGGCAAAACCAGGGCGAAACAAAUGGCUGUUAAAGACGGUGAUUACGGCACUCAUAAUCGAUGGAGCGACAAAAUCCUCAACGUACAGGUUCACGGAGAUGCCGCGGUGAACGGACAGGGCGUGAACCAGGAAUGUCUGACGCUGAGCCGCACCCCGCACUUCGAGAUCGGCGGCACCAUCCACCUGGUGGUCAACAACCAGGUGGGCUUCACCACGCCGGCCGAACGGGGCCGCUCGUCGCGCUACUGCACCGACCUCGCCAAGAUGAUAUCCGCCCCCGUGAUCCACGUGAACGGCGACUUCCCCGAGGAGGUGUACAAGGCGACGCGGCUCGCGUUCGACUACCAGAGGCGGUUCCGCAAGGAGAUCUACGUCGACCUGAACUGCUACAGGAAAUGGGGACACAACGAGCUGGACGAUCCGACGUUUACGAACCCGUCCCUGUACAGCAUCAUCAGGAGUCGGGGCACCGUACCGGACAUGUACUGUGGUAAAUUAAUCAACGAUGGAGUUUUGAGCGAAGAACAGAAAGACAAAAUCGUGAAUGACCACUGGAAGUGGCUCGAAGGACACUUAAAGGCUUCGGACGACUAUCAACCUGAAGAUCUGGCCUUCAAAAGACAAUGGGAAGGAAUCUCUCAACCUGAGGAAAGUAUCACGACUUGGGACACCGGAAUAGAUCUCGAUUUAAUGACUUUCAUCGGAGAAAAGUCUGUCAAGUAUCCAGAGCGAUUUGAAAUACACCCAACAUUGCUGCGGACCCAUGUCAAACCGAGACUUUCCAAGAUAGCCGAAGGAACUAACAUCGAUUGGUCAACUGCGGAAGCCCUGGCUCUUGGUUCAUUAUUAUUUGAAGGUUACAACGUGAGGAUAAGCGGACAGGACGUCGGCAGAGGAACGUUCUCUCACAGGCACGUGAUGCUGGUGGACCAGUCGACGAACAAUCUUUACAUCCCGUUGAACAACAUACAUCCGAAUCAGAGCACCUUCCUGGAAGUGGCGAACAGUAUAUUGUCGGAAGAAGCCGUCCUCGGCUACGAAUACGGAAUGAGCGUGGAAAAUCCCAACAAUCUGAUAAUAUGGGAGGCGCAGUUCGGCGACUUUUUCAACGGUGCCCAAAUCGUUUUCGAUACGUGCAUUUCCGGCGGGGAAACUAAAUGGUUAUGGAGCAGCGGCAUUGUGGUGCUUUUGCCGCACGGGUACGACGGUGCGGGCCCCGAACACAGUUCCUCCAGGGUCGAGCGAUUCUUGCAGUUGUCCGAUUCGAGGGACGACAGAGUGGACGGUGACAACGUGAACAUGCAGAUCUGUCAGCCGAGUACGCCGGCACAGUAUUUCCAUCUUCUCAGACGACAGAUGGUUAGAAAUUUCCGCAAACCUCUAAUAAUAAUAACACCAAAGACACUAUUAAGACUCUCCUCGUGCACCUCAUUAUUUGCUGAUAUGGCUCCAGGGACCACUUUUAAACCAGUAAUAGGCGAGAAGCAAUUCGAAACAUCAGUCAUCACAAAAAUCCUCCUAACCGCCGGAAAGCAUUAUUAUUCCCUUGCAGAAAAACGAAAAGCCAUGGGAAUAAAGGACACCGCGAUCUUGAGGGUGGAAUCGUUCUGCCCGUUCCCAACAUUGGAACUUCGUCACGAACUUUCCAAAUAUUCGAACGUCAAGAGCAUAAUCUGGUGUCAAGAGGAGCCGCAAAAUAUGGGGGCGUGGACGUUCAUCAAGCCCAGAUUUGAAAACAUGAUCGGGCGACAGAUAAAAUAUUGCGGAAGGCAAACUAUGGCGACGCCAGCCGUUGGAGUGGGAAAAAUUCAUCGUCAGGAGGCCGAAGAUAUCGUUACGAAACCUUUUUUGAUGGACACCGACUAUUGAUCAACUUUCAAUAAAAAAAUUUAUUCAA